UGCCUCCAUCCCCAGCUCCCACCCUAAGCCUCUCAUCGGCCCCCUUCCCUCUGGCUGGAGCCUGAGUUCCCGGCCGGCUGUGCCCUGCCGAGCCGCUGGUGCCUCCAGGAAGAUGGCUGUGGCACUCCAGUACUUGUGGCCUCUCCUCCUGUGCAGCCCCGGCCUGCUCAUACAGAUCCCUGAAGAAUAUGAAGGGCACCAUGUGAUGGAGCCGCCUGUCAUCACGGAGCAGUCUCCACGGCGCCUGGUUGUCUUCCCCACAGAUGACAUCAGCCUCAAGUGCGAGGCCAGCGGCAAACCCGAAGUGCAGUUCCGCUGGACUCGGGACGGCGUCCACUUCAGGCCCAGCGAGGAGCUGGGCGUCACCGCGCAGCAGGCGCCUCACUCCGGCUCCUUCACCAUCACCGGCAACAACAGCAACUUUGCCCAGAGGUUCCAGGGCACCUAUCGCUGCUUUGCCAGCAACAGCCUGGGCACCGCCAUGUCCCACGAGAUCCAGCUCAUGGCUGAGGGUGCCCCCAAGUGGCCAAAGGAGAUGGUGAAGCCGGUGGAGGUGGAGGAAGGGGAGUCGGUGGUCCUGCCCUGCCACCCCCCGCCCAGUGCCGAGCCGCUUCGGAUCUACUGGAUGAACAGCAAGAUCCUACACAUCAAGCAGGAUGAGCGGGUGACCAUGGGCCAGAAUGGCAAUCUCUACUUCGCCAACGUGCUCACCUCAGACAACCACUCGGACUACAUCUGCCACGCCCACUUCCCCGGCACCCGGACCAUCAUUCAAAAGGAGCCCAUCGACCUGCGGGUGAAGGCCACCAACAGCAUGAUCGACAGGAAGCCACGCCUGCUCUUCCCCACCAACUCCAGCAGCCGCCUCGUGGCCCUGCAGGGACAGCCGCUGGUCCUGGAGUGCAUUGCCGAGGGCUUCCCCACGCCCACCAUCAAGUGGCUGCGUCUGAGCGUCCCCAUGCCAGCCGACCGGGUCACUUACCAGAACCACAACAAGACGCUGCACCUGCUGAACGUGGGCGAGGAGGACUACGGCGAGUACCUCUGCCUGGCCGAGAACUCGCUGGGCAGUGCCCGGCACACCUACGACGUCACCGUGGAGGCCGCUCCAUAUUGGCUCCGCAAACCCCAGAGCCGCUUGUACGGGCCAGGAGAGACGGCCCGCCUGGACUGCCAGGUUCAAGGCAGGCCGCAACCUGAGGUCACCUGGAGAAUCAACGGGAUCCCCGUGCAGGAACUGACCAAGGACCAGAAAUACCGGAUUCAGCCCGGAUCCCUGAUACUGAGCAACGUGCAGCCCAGUGACACGAUGGUGACCCAGUGCGAGGCGCGGAACCGGCACGGCGUCCUACUGGCCAACGCCUAUAUCUACGUGGUCCAGCUGCCGACCAAAAUCUUGACCCCAGACAACAAGACAUACAUGGCAGUGGAGGGCAGCACCGCCUACCUUCUGUGCAAGGCCUUUGGCGCCCCGGUGCCCAGCGUCCAGUGGCUGGACCAGGAAGGCAAGACGGUGCUGCAGGACGAGCGCUUCUUCCCCUACACCAACGGAACCCUGGGCAUCCGGGACCUGCAGGCCAACGACACCGGGCACUACUUCUGCCAGGCCGCUAAUGACCAAAACAACGUGACCAUUGCGGCUAACCUACAGGUCAAAGAUGCCACUCGGAUCACACAGGGGCCCCGGAGCGCCAUCGGGAAGAAAGGCUCAAGGGUGACAUUCACGUGCCAGGCCUCCUUUGACCCCUCCCUGCAGCGCCGCAUCAGCUGGCGUGGUGAUGGCCGAGCCCUGCAGGAGCUGGGGGACAGUGACAAGUACUUCAUAGAGGAUGGGCGCCUGGUCAUCCACAGUCUGGACUAUGGUGACCAGGGCAAUUACAGCUGUGUGGCCAGCACCCAGCUGGACACGGUGGAGAGCAGGGCCGAGCUCCUGGUGGUCGGGAGCCCCGGGCCCGUGCCCCAUCUGGAGCUGUCUGAUCGUCACCUGCUGAAGCAGAACCAGGUGCGCCUGUCCUGGAGCCCUGCUGAUGACCACAACGCCCCCAUCGAGAAGUAUGACAUUGAAUUUGAAGACAAGGAAAUGGCCCCUGAGAAACUGCACAGCCUGGGCAAGGUGCCCGGGAACCAGACGUCCACCGUCGUCAAGCUGUCGCCCUAUGUCCACUACACGUUUAGAGUUACCGCCAUCAACAAGUAUGGCGCCGGAGACCCCAGCCCGCCCUCCGAGACUGUGGUCACGCCCGAGGCUGCACCGGAGAAGAACCCCGUGGACGUGAAGGGGGAGGGCAACGAGACUGACAACAUGGUCAUCACGUGGAAGCCACUCAGGUGGAUGGACUGGAACGCGCCGGAGAUUCAGUACCGGGUCCAGUGGCGCCCUCAGGGCUCGCCCGGUAGCUGGCAGGAGAAGACUGUGAGCGAGCCCUUCCUGGUUGUGGCCAACACGUCCACCUUCGUGCCCUACGAGAUCAAGGUGCAAGCUGUCAACAGCCAGGGCAAGGGCCCGGAGCCCUCCGUCACUGUGGGCUACUCAGGGGAGGACUACCCGCAGGCAAGCCCCGAGCUGGGAGAUGUGCUGGUGCUCAACGCCAGCGCCGUGCUGGUCAGCUGGCAGCCCCUGGAGCCCGCCCAAGUCAGGGGCCACCUCCGCGGGUACAACGUGACGUACGCGUGGCAGGGCAGCCGGAGGAAGCACAGCAAGAGGCAUGUACACCGAGGGCACGUAACGGUGCCCGCCAGCGCCACCAGUGCCGUCCUCAGAGGCCUGCGGCCCUACAGCUCCUACCAUCUGGAGGUGCAAGCCUUUAACGGCCGGGGCUUGGGGCCCGCCAGCAAUAAGACCUUUGACACCCCAGAGGGAGUGCCUGGCCGCCCUGAGGCGCUGCAGCUGGAGUGCCAGUCAGACACCAGCCUGCUGCUGCACUGGCUGCCCCCACGCAGCCACAACGGCGUGCUCACCGGCUACGUGCUCACCUACCAGCCCUUGGACGACGGGAGCGAGCAGCAGCUGUCCUUCCACCUGCCCAACCCGGAGCUGCGGAUGCACAACCUGACCAACCUGAACCCGCGCAUGCGCUACCGUUUCCAGCUGCAGGCCACCACCAGGGAGGGCCCGGGCGAGCCCGUGGUGCGGGAGGGUGGCACCAUGGCGCUAGCUGGGACCCCAGAUCUUGGCAACAUCUCCGUCACGACGGGCGAGAACUACAGCGUGGUCUCCUGGGUUCCUAAGGAAGGCCAGUGCAACUUUGGGUUCCAGAUCAGGUUCAAAGCCUUCCAGGACGAGAAGCUGGGCCCUCACAUCGCGCCGCAGUACGUCAGCUACAACCAGAGCUCCUACACGCAGUGGGACCUGCAGCCGGACACCAAAUACACGAUCCUCCUGCUCAAGGAGAGCGCACUCCUGCGGGAAAUCGUCGUGAAGACCAAUGGCACCGGCCGGGUGCUGCUCCGGCCGGCUGGCUUUGCCACCGAGGCCUGGUUCAUCGGCUUCGUUAGCGCCGUGGUUCUCCUGCUCCUCGUCUUGCUUGUCCUCUGCUUCAUCAAGCACAGCAAGGGCGGCAAGUACUCAGUGAAGGACAAGGAGGACACCCAGGUGGACUCCGAGGCCCGGCCCAUGAAGGACGAGACUUUCGGCGAGUACAGGUCCCUGGAGAGCGACAACGAGGAAAAGGCCUUUGGCAGCAGCCAACCCUCCCUCAACGGGGACAUAAAGCCCCUGGGCAGUGAUGACAGCCUGGCCGACUACGGGGGCAGCGUGGACGUGCAGUUCAACGAGGACGGCUCCUUCAUCGGCCAGUACAGCGGCAAGAAGGAGAAGGGGGCGGCCGGGGGCAACGACAGCUCAGGGGCCGCCUCCCCCACCAACCCCGCCGCGGCCCUGGAGUAGCCGCCCGCGCUGGGAGGCCGCAGCCCGGCCGGCCCCGUGCCGGCCCCUGGCCUGGGACUGGGGCCCUCCCCCCCCACCCAGCCUCCGCCUGCCCCUGGCCCUGCGCCCGUGGGGGCUUGGGUCAGGGCACAGAAGAGGACCUCACUGCCUCGAAUCCCCGUCUGGCUCCCCGAUCCCCACUCGAUUGCCAAAACCCAGCUGUACCCCAUCCUUGGGCACACUCUGCUUUGCUCCAGCUCGGGGCCCCUCACACACAUCAGGAGCCUAAAGGUGCUGCCGCGCCAGCCUUUGUGCAGACGCUGCGGUGGAGGGCAGGGGGAGGGGCGCCUCAGGGGUCUCCUGGGGGCCAGGGUGGCACCUCUACCUCCAGCCCGCCGGCCAGCCUGGCUGGGACCCAGCUCUGCGCCCCCAUCACCUGCUCGCUUUCCGCCAGCGGGCGCGGAGCAGGCUGUCUGCCGGGCCCUCACCUCAGUCUGCGCCUCGUGGCCGGCUGUCAGGGGCUCCACACACACGCUGCCUUUGGUACCCACUGGACAACAUCCAAGUGGUCUCCAUCACUGCUGGGCACAGGCGGCACCCUCACCGCCACGCCCAGCCUCUCCAGCUGCCACUGACCCCGAGGCCCCGCGGCCUCACCACACUCCUGCCCCGAUGGCUCCCCUCAGCCUGCCCUCCCCGCGCCUCGGGAAUGUAAAUACACCGUGACUUUGAACGUUUGUCCCCGCCCCGCCCCGUGUGCCACUAGUGUGUAGGCGGAUGUCCGAGUCUAGGUGGUUUCUAGGUUUUAUAGCAGUUAGCGUUGCUGAUCCCACCCCAGGAAAAAGAAAAGCCGAUUCAGAAAGGGAAGAAAGGCUCUUCCCAGCCCGCGGUGCGCCCGGCAGUCCGUGUACAUAAACAGCAGUCCAGCAGGCGAAUAAAAACCUGGAAACAACCGC
Molecule: messenger RNA, 4821 nt
Organism: Condylura cristata (star-nosed mole)
Lineage: Eukaryota; Metazoa; Chordata; Mammalia; Eulipotyphla; Talpidae
Gene: L1CAM
Product: L1 cell adhesion molecule
Exons: 28
Coding region: 113-3886 (1257 amino acids)
Biological process (GO): cell-cell adhesion
Molecular function (GO): protein binding
Source: RefSeq, a predicted model, not a curated record